This is a messenger RNA of Neolamprologus brichardi, 7392 nucleotides long. RefSeq names its product glucocorticoid receptor-like. Gene Ontology annotation, biological process: regulation of DNA-templated transcription; nuclear receptor-mediated glucocorticoid signaling pathway. The record is from RefSeq and is a predicted model, not a curated record. Gene Ontology annotation, molecular function: steroid binding; nuclear glucocorticoid receptor activity; zinc ion binding. Lineage: Eukaryota; Metazoa; Chordata; Actinopteri; Cichliformes; Cichlidae. Gene Ontology annotation, cellular component: nucleus.
CUGUGCCUGAGUUUGCAGUUGAGUGCGCUAGGGAUCGCGGCUCUAUUAUAUAACUUUAGAAUACUGGCGCUUUUAAUGGCGCAUAAGCAGAACAUUGUGCCAUAGAUAUGUCGAUUUCCUGCGGAUUUAUCCCGAGUUCUGUGAGCGAUCGGUCACUUUUUUUCGCCCCCUCCUGCCGGUGGUGAGCAUUAAAAAGUUAUCGAGUGAUCCGUGAAACGGCGCACACGGCGGAUCUCGCCAGCUCGAGCUGGGUCAGCGUCGGGCUGUUGAUUUUACAGUUAGAUAUAUUGCGGAGAAUGUAUUCUUGCCAUACGGGCACAGAGGCAGCAACAAAUACAGCUGAUACUUCACCACAAAACAAAACUGCAACGAAGGGGUUUUAUUCAAGCGCUUCACCUUGUGGACGUUGCGGCAUUUCUUACAUUUUUUCCAAGUUGGACUACUAAAAGAUGACCUAACCGGUGGAGUACAGGUCAGGUACUCAUACUACAGGACAAAGAAAUGGAUCAGAGUGGACUGAAGCGCAAUGGUAAUCGAGACGACGGCCUGACAUUUGCGGAGAUAGGAGGUACUGGUGACACACCUGGUUCACUGUUCCAGACUGCAAUGCAUCUGCCUGGGUCUCUGCCCCCUGCCACAGUGGCCCCCAAUAGACAGGGUGGAACCAAUGGCCAGGGGGAGCUUGGAGGCUUGUUUGAGUCUCAUCAGCACCAUGUUCUGGGUGAGGGGACAGACAUGAAGGAGGGUAAAAUGAUUCGAAUGCAGAAACAACAACAACAGCAGCAACAGGAUAUUGGUAUAUUCGGCAUGGGGGACAGCUUGCCAUUGUUUAACCAGUGUAUUUCCGAUACACCCACAUCUGUCAUCAACACCUCAGACACUUCCGUCCUAGGCAACCUUCCUCUGCCUGACCUUUUUUCCCACCCCAUAAAGACGGAAAGCAUUCUUUCUCUGGACAAAGACUUGGGAACUUAUAGUGGGCACACAGGCACUGGUCCAUGCGAUUUGGAUGGCAACAGUGGCCGCCUGAUUGAGGAUACAGAGAUUUGGCAAGAUCUGGACCUUCCCAGCUCACUGCCAGAAAUCAGUGCUUUUGAGUUGGAUUCAGAAGUGGCACACUUGGAUAACAUUCUACAAGAGAGCACCGGUGGUGGCUGUCCUGUCAGUGGCUUGCCAAAGGAAAUAAAGCCUCUCAUGGGUAACGGAGAAAACUGUACCAGUGUUAAUGGCACAGAGCAGCAACACCAUGCCCUACACCCCCAUCAACAACAACAGCAGCAGCACCACCAACUAAUACAUCACCAGCAACAUCAGCCCCAGCAUCACCAGCCUCAGGCCCUUCUCUCCACUGUCAUCAUCAAGGAAGAGAAGGAUCCUGAUGAGUCUUUCCUCCAAAUCUGUACCCCUGGUGUGAUAAAACAGGAGAAGCAGGAUAAUGGUUUCUGCCAGCCUCAAUGUCUCCAGAGCGGCAUCAGCUCUCUCCAUGGAGGAGGACCACGCCCCAUGUCCUCACCUGUGAGUGUCAGCGCAGUGCCCGGCUACCACUACAGAGCCAACCCGAGCUCAACAAUGGACAUACAAGACCAGAAGCCUUUUGACAUGUACUCAAACAUGCCUCUGAUGGGGGAUGACUGGGCCCGGGGGAAAAGGUAUGGAGAGACAUCUGGGAUUCAGAGCAGCGAUGAUGGGCUCACUCCUGUCGCGUCCUUGGCACCUUUUUCUGUUGGCUUCUCUGGUUCAUCACCCAGAGAAGGAGAGAUCAGCAGCUCUGUGGUACCUGCCCAAUCCAAGACCAGCGGGCAGACUCAUAAGAUCUGUUUGGUGUGCUCAGAUGAGGCCUCUGGAUGCCAUUACGGGGUUGUAACAUGUGGCAGCUGCAAGGUUUUCUUCAAGAGAGCCGUUGAAGGAUGGAGAGCACGACAAAACACAGAUGGCCAGCACAACUACCUGUGUGCAGGGAGAAAUGACUGCAUCAUUGAUAAGAUCCGCAGGAAGAACUGUCCAGCCUGCCGCUUCAGAAAAUGUCUUCAAGCUGGAAUGAACUUGGAAGUUGUGAGGACGAGCUUCCGGAGAGUCCAGUCUGACAUCUGCAGAAGAACUGCAGCAAGGAAAAACAAAAAGCUGAUCAAGAUGAAAGUGCACCGGGCUGGGGCAUCAGAGCCCACCAUUAGCAACAUGCCUGUUCCAGUCGUACCCAGGAGCAUGCCCCAACUCGUGCCGACCAUGCUGUCCAUACUGAAGGCCAUAGAACCAGAGAUCAUCUACUCGGGCUAUGACAGCACACUGCCAGAUACUUCAUCACGGCUCAUGUCUACUCUCAACAGGCUAGGGGGACAGCAGGUUGUCUCUGCAGUCAAGUGGGCCAAGUCACUACCAGGCUUCCGCAAUCUGCACCUUGAUGACCAGAUGACUCUGCUGCAGUGCUCCUGGCUCUUUCUCAUGUCUUUCAGUCUUGGCUGGAGGUCAUACGAGCAGUGUAAUGGCAGCAUGCUUUGUUUCGCCCCUGAUCUUGUCAUCAACAAAGAUCGCAUGAAGCUGCCCUUCAUGACUGACCAGUGCGAGCAGAUGCUGAAGAUCUGUAAUGAGUUUGUCAGACUGCAGGUGUCCUAUGAAGAGUACCUGUGCAUGAAGGUGCUGUUACUGCUCAGUACAGUACCAAAAGAUGGCCUGAAGAGUCAAGCAGUUUUUGAUGAGAUCAGGAUGACCUAUAUCAAGGAGCUGGGAAAAGCCAUCGUCAAGAGAGAGGAGAACCCUAGUCAGAACUGGCAACGCUUCUACCAGCUAACUAAGCUUCUUGACUCCAUGCAGGAGAUGGUCGAGGGUCUUCUCCAGAUCUGUUUCUACACCUUUGUGAAUAAAACCCUGAGUGUGGAAUUUCCGGAGAUGCUGGCAGAGAUCAUUUCCAACCAGAUACCAAAAUUCAAAGAUGGAAACGUCAAAGCUCUGCUGUUUCAUCAGAAAUGACUGCCUUAAAUUGUGAAUCAAUGCCUUAAAUCCUGCCCUGCACAUUUACCUCUCCAGGGGCCCCUAGCUUGCAUAUCCUGCCUCCCUCAUCGCUCUGAUUCAGUUUCUCAGUUUUUCCUGGGCCUUCUAGAAAUUCUGCCACGCCCCUUCGGGGCUCAGUCAUUCAGCCUAAUCUUGGAGCACAAUACCUGUGGCCUCAAGCCCCCAUCCCAGUCCUAGUCCUGCCAUAGUAUCUUAUCACCGACCUAUAGCCCUUCCUCUUAGUUGGACUCUGAAUAUCUCUUGGGGUGGAUGCAUUUUGGGCAAUUUUUUUUUUCAGUCCUCCCUCACCUACUCUACACCCGUAGCCCUGUGCUUGUAUUUUUAAUGCUUUCUUACAAUGGCUAUGUGCCUCAUAUUAAUUCAAGCCUCUAGUAUUUUACUGCAGUUUUCACAGAGAAGCUAACAUAUACAGUACAAACAUCUUUUCCUCCAAGAACAUUACACCUGGUAUACUUUGCAACUUGAAAGGAUUAGGAUUAGCAGUUCAAGCCUAGUGUUCCUCCCGCUGUGAAUUACUUAUAACUUCAGAAAUUAUUCAAAUCACAAUUCGACACAAGACCACUGAGAAAAGAAAUCAGCUAGAGACAUGUUCUCUAUUUAUUUUAUGCAGGCACACAAUUCAAGUCACAUACAGAAGCAAGACACACACACGCACACACUCACUCAGCCAAAUGUUUACACAGGAUGUACCUGAGGGAAAAACCAGUGCCUUUUAGUUUUUACGCUCUUCAUAGCCAUCCACUAUAAGCUGUAGGUUUUUUUGCAUUAGAAGUUGAUGUCGACAUCUUUCCACAUGAUUUGUCCGUUUCUCUAUUUCCGCGUUGUAAUUUCUGUUUUCUAUUUCCAAGCUGCCAUUUCAGUGUUUUUAAUGUGGAAAACUCUCCCUUUUGUUCUUAUCUCCUGUUCUCCAUGUAGGAACACAGCCUAUGGUACAGAAAAGUAAUGUUAAAUGUUCAGUUUUAUCACUUUGCAAAAAAAAAAAAAGUCCCAAAACAAAUUUUUUUGGUCUUUUAUUAUCCAUGUGAAGUAUAUUAGAUAAAUUUGCUGCCUCUCCCAGUUAGCAUUAAAUUCUGUUAAAAGUUUACCCAGCAUAUACAAUGAAUGCACCUACAAAUAGCUUUUUUUCUCGCUUAAGAAUUCAGCCUGCUUUUAUCUAAAUGGGUACUGCUAAAAUUCAAAUUAAAGACACAUUUAAUGUUUUGUACUACUUGGGAGCAGACUGACUUAAAUUUUAGGAUUUCUAUCUUUAAAAAGUUUUUUUAAUGCUUUAAUUGCAUUUGGAAAAUGCAAUUUGGUGUUUUAUAACCAAAAUGCAUUUGAAAAAGCCAUCCGAAGUAUCGAAGGGCCUGCUGUCUGUUUGAAAAGUGACAUAAUGAGUCAAUUAAAUCUGGCUUGAAGUUAAACCGUCCUUUAUGUUUCCAGCUGCAUUCAGACUGAGGUUGGUAGUUUAGUAAAUGCACUAUAUGGACAAAAGUACUGGGCCGCAUACACAUUACACCUACUGUACAGGAGCUUUUCAGCCGUGGAAACCCAUGCCAUGAAGCUCCUGGUUCACAGCUUUUGUGCUGAUGUUAAUACCAGAGGUGGGUUGGGAACUCUGCAGUUAUUGAGUCAGCAGAGCGACUUUUACAUGCUACAGUGCUCCGUGAUCCCGCUCUGUAACUUAACGUGGUAAAUCACUUAAUGGUUGAGUUACUUUGGUUCUUAAACACAUCCACUCUGCAAUAAAGCCACUUACGGUUGAUGAUGGAAUAUCAAGGAGGGAAGAAAUUUCAUGUCACGUUGCAACAGUCACUUGCAGCUAUUAUAACACCACCCUCAUUCCUUUCACAAAAGUUUGUAAAAGCAUUUGGUGCUUGAUUUUGUGUGCCUAAGGUAAUGGGACUGAAAAUACCUUUUGUCCAUAUAAUGCAGCUUUAACCAAAUAUAAUUGAGGUAGGAGUGACUUGCUAGUUCGUAUUGCUUGUCUGCUCUUCAAAAAUUUGUGUGAGGUCAUAAAACAAUAGAAAAAACGUCAAUAUGUCAGACCCCAAAAGGUACUACCGUUAGGAUUGUUGUCAUUUUUUCAUUUUUCAAAGUAAAAGGUUUAACUGACUCAAAAGCAGCAACAUAGCACUUAUGAUAGGAAAUUAAGGCAUAACAUUGAUGGUUUCCUUCAAGAUACCAUUUUGAUUUAAUAUUUCCCUUUAAUUACAAUUAUCUGAAUGUACUUGCAAAAUCAGGACUUAGGACUUGGAGCUGCUGUGCCAACAUUGUGAAAAUACAAAAAAUAUAUUUGUUUAAAAUAAAAUAUUUAUUUUGUAUACUGGACGUGAAAAUGGAUACCCAUAAUUGAUGAAACCUAUGUUUUAAAAACAUUUCCCCUCUAAAGCUCAAAACGUUGGUCUAUUGAUUUGUGAAUCCAACCUCAGGAAGUGAGUGAUUACUUCACAUGGAUGUGCUCUACUUGUUCCUAAUGUAAUGGAAAUACCCGUUUUGUUUUGGGUUUUUUCUUUUCUGGAGAUGUGAAAGAGUACUUCUGAUCCGACAUUAAGUGGUUGUUGUAACUUUGCUUCAGGGUGCUCAUUUAUUUACAAAAAAAAAAAAAAGGAUUGUUCAGUGUCACACCUACACCAGCUUAAAGUACUGAUUGUUAUCAUUUAGCCCAUUGUACGAUAAACCUUUUUGUGAUCAACAAAAAAAAUUGUAUUUUUGAAUUUUCAAAAUACAUUUGUAAUGUGAAAAUCCAUACCAGCUUGUGUGAUGGCCAAAGCAAAAUGCAGUGCAGUUGUAUGCUGGCUUCUGCUGGAAGUGUUAAAACAAAAUGCCCUUCACCACCUCCUGUAGAGUACAGUUACUUUCCUCCGUAUGUGUCUUAUGACUGUCAGGCCUCUCUGCCUAAAUUUCAACUGUACAGAUUUUCAGCUGUUUACUCUGAACAGUACUCACCCCUCUGCUGCACAUAACUCUGAAUGCCAAUUAGCAGAGACCAGGUAAGCAGGUUGCCAUAGAGACUGGUCAUUUGUAUGUUAGUUACGGCUAACAGCACAGUGGGCACUGGAAGCAUACAAGCCACUGCUGAAUAAGAGCCAUCUUUUUUUUCUUCUUUUUUUUUUUUUCUUUUAGGGGUGGUCACUCGCUUCAGGGUUGUUUCAUUGACAGUGCAGGCUUUCAGCUCCACCUUCUAACUGUGCUGUGUGUCCUUGUGCUGUAAAAAACAUGAGCUUGUUGCUGCUCGCAUCACUGUGUGUUGAUUAUUCUAGAGAAAAUCUGACUAAACUAUUUGUUUGGAUAACUUGGAGAUGGUAUUACAGUUGUUCCAAGGUGGUGGUGCUUCAGAAAACCAGCUUUAACAUGUAGAUGUAACCAUAUCGAUGCUUAUUUCUGAAUGGCUAUAGGCGCAUAUAGCAAUGCUGGCAUAUCUAGUGCAAUGUAAACAUCAUCUAAGACUACAAACCAUUUUUGCAUUUCACCUUCAUGCUCGAUUAAAGGCCUUGCGAAAGGGAGCCAGAGAGCCAUAGAAAUAAGAUUUCACAUCAGGAAAUAGAUAAACCCUUAACAUAUAUCGAUGCUUUUAGAGAUUGAUCUAUUGUAAAAAUGAUAUUUUCUGUGAUUUUGAUUACAUCGGCUUGAUCCUCUUUGAUAUGACUAAUUUUGCCCAGUCGUUUUUGUACAUUGAAUGAGUCAAGAAAGUAAAUAUUUUUCUGUUUGUUGGUUUGUGUUUGAUAAAGAUAGAUGUGUUAAAUCCAUAAGGAAGUGUUGAACAUGUUUGUCUUGUGAAGUAAAUGUAAAUUCUACGAGUCCAUGAAAAAGUCUACAUGAAAGCUCACUGUGUUUUUGAAGAUAAGGAAAUGAGGGAGAGGGACAGAGAAAGACUGGUGGAGAUUUAUAUAAGAGUGACCAAAGCAGAGGAGAAAACAAAAAUUAACAAAAGAAGUAUUCAAGUUACAUUUUGAGUAGCACUUACUAUCCAACUUCUAGUACUUCUUGUUUUAUUUUAAAGAUGUCUUUUGUAAAGGUCGUGGCUUUGGACCCCAUGUAUUGUUCUGUGAGGAUUUACUGGUCACUUUAAAAAGAAAAUUUAAAAUGUUGACUCUCCAUAUGAAAGUAAAAUUUACCAGAGCCUGACAGAAUUGCACUACCCUGAUAUUGUUUGAUAUAAUCUAUUUUGUAUAAAAUACAUGCAAAUGUUAUCUUUAAAGAUUAAGGGCAGAUCAUGUUUCACUGGUAUAUAUGGCUAUAGCUUUCACUAAAGUCUGUUUUCUUCGUAUUUCAGUUAUGUAAAUGUAAUCCAAUGUUUAAAAAAAAUACAAACCAUUAAAAAAACAGUAGUUUGUAUUACUUCUGUAUUACACUUCCUGUAGUCUGUGUCAAUAGUUUCACCUAUUUGAUUAAAUGUUGAAUUAA